Molecule: messenger RNA, 239 nt
Organism: Suillus clintonianus
Lineage: Eukaryota; Fungi; Basidiomycota; Agaricomycetes; Boletales; Suillaceae
Exons: 2
Coding region: 1-237 (78 amino acids)
Source: RefSeq, a predicted model, not a curated record
AUGGUCCCCAGUGUCUACCUGUACUACUACUUGUUGCUGUUGUGUAUUCGGCUGUUGUGUAUUGGAGCUCUGUGGAAGAUCAUCAAAAUAUUCGUCAGGUACCAUGUCCUUGUCCGGGCCAGGGUCAUCUGCUGCAGCAUUACGCUUGCUAAAAUCGACGCGACGCACCUCCUUACCCUUCGCGAAAGGAACAUCGACGACGGAUGGCGCUGCAUGGUCGGACCGCCAAGUGAAUAGGU